Messenger RNA from Suillus subaureus, 879 nucleotides. RefSeq lists its product as uncharacterized. The record is from RefSeq and is a predicted model, not a curated record. Lineage: Eukaryota; Fungi; Basidiomycota; Agaricomycetes; Boletales; Suillaceae. Bases 106 to 738 code for a protein of 210 amino acids. The transcript is spliced from 4 exons.
UAGUUUGGCAGGCUAACGCCUGAUAGUACUUCUCCAGUAACAGUGCCAUCUUCGCAUAUAAAUUACAGCCUCCAUACUUUCUAUAUUCCUUAUCUGACUGCAAACAUGUGCGGCCAACUACUGACCACUUCCACAUCAGCAUGUCCUAGAGAACCAUCGGGUUUCUCCCACUCGACUGAUGAUGCUGAGCACCCUCUUAAUAAAUCAAAUGAAACAAAGCAAAUUCUAAACUACGCGAACUUCGAAAUUGCCACUGCUCUCAUGUCUCCAACACGCUUCCGUCGAAUUAUAACUGCGCCAGUGCAUGGAAGAACUUCUGAUACAAGCUAUAGCCGCUACGGCCGUUCUGCUGAACCCCACAGCCCAAAGGCGUUGCAGACCACUCGAGAGCCAGCUCUUGCGGAUCCUUGCACCCCGCGAUCCUUGCACCUCGUCACCCGACAGGCUAUCUCGAUGCCCCCGGCUGAUCCCACCUUCCAUCUUAUGUUGGAUAUACCGGCCGGUGUGUCGACAUUAAUGCCACGAGAUCGUUGCAGGUGGUCACAGGCAACUGAUCCCUGCAAUGGUGUCGUGUCUGCUGACACCCUCGUCGUUCAUAUGCGCAAGCAUGUUGGAGGAUCCUCGUAUCGUCGUGUUUACUGCUCCUGGAAUGGAUGUGGCAAGCUCAUGAGGAGAGAUUGUCUUGUUCGUCACAUACGCGAAAUCCAUCUGCAUAGCAAACGCCGCCCUCACGACUAAAUCUUCUCUAUUGCUCAACUUACCCAUUUGUGUAUCAAUAUCUUUGCUGACAUAUCGUGUUCACUGCCGUUUUAGUGUGAUAAGGACUUGUACUUACUCAAGCUCAACGUUCAGCUGGUAUCAUAGACGCGCGCUUGGCCU